AUGGCUAAGCACCAUUCUCCCCGAUGCGGAGGUGCAGGAAGCUCUCCCACUACGACCACCGUGCUCCAGCAGCUGUCCCGGCUGGCAUGUAGCAACCUCAUGCAGGGCCUUCUUGGGGCGAUAUCAGCAGUAGAUGGUAUCAGAGCCCAGUUGGCCUUGGGGCCUUCUUCUCCUCCUCCUCGCGAGGAUUCGGCAAGCAGUUAUGAGGAGGCUGAGUGGAUGAUUAACGAGCUCAUAUUCUUGGAACAAACCCUAGCAGACCACGGCUCGGCGGUAUCAUCGCUGAACGAGAAGGUCAGGACACUUCUGGAGCUUGCCGAAGAGCGACAAGAGCCCAGCGGCUUGCCUGUAUCAAGUGGUGGUGUUAGGGCGGGACCCGAUGUAUAUCCUACCUGCGAGAAGUCUGCUCACGUUACGAAAGCCACAGUCUCAGCAGGAGGGGAGAGGGGAGGGCGUCAAGCCGCAGACAAGCCCACGAUACUGACUGGUGAUGAGAAAGUGGCCGAGGAUGAGCCAGCCUUAUCCCUACGACUGAGCUGCAGCGACAACUCCCCCUCUAGUACGGUCAUUGUAAUCGAUGAUGACGAGCCUGUAGUGGGAGAGGCUGUAACUGCGUCCCCCAAAUCCCCAGACAGUUCCCAUGGGACUCACUCUCCAGAGGAGCCUACACGAUUGAGCAAGGCGGCCAAGAAGCGUCGUCGGAAGAGGAGAGCUCGACAGCGACAACGAGCCAUAAUGGGGCUGGUCAACCGAGAGAAGGCUGGAGAAGACCUCAGCGAAUUUGAAGUUGACGUUCUGGAGAGCUUCCUCAAUGAUGAAGUGCCUCUGCCUCCGUCUGCCUGCCUACCACCGGAGCUGCUCCGGAUGGCCAGAGAACUUUGCGAGGAGUGGGAACGGCAGCAGAUGCAGCAAGAGGACAAGCUAGAAGAAGUGGAGUACUUCAUGAUGGAUCUCGCCAAUGCCCGGCAGGAAGAUGAGUCUGUUGGUCAACGACUAUCUGAGGGCGUUCAUCGAGGUUGUGAACAACAAGCCGAGCCGAACUCUACUUCGAUAUCAUCUGGUCCCCCUGAUCCAGGCAGUCGGCCUUCGACUUCAUCCCAUUUACCACCUGAGGAUGAAGUUGUUACAGCACCCUGUGAUUGUGUUCGCGGCGGUAGGUCCAUGUUCUACUCCGUGGCGUUCGGCAGUUGUCGAUGCUGUAUGAAUUGCAGUAGGCCGAGGCUUGGUUGCAUUUCAGGAGGCAUACCAGUUUGGAAUGAGUGGGAAACGCUCGGACAAGUAGCGUGGAAAAUAGAAGACAUGCUUGAAGAAGUCGUUCCUCCAACGGCAGCCAAGCGCGAUCGUCCCACCGGCAUCACCGACGCUCGGCCUCCAAGAUCGCGGAGGACGAUGAGUGGAUCAGGGGAGAUGAAGAUUGAGAUAACGCGGACUCUGAGAGCAGUCCGAGAAGGUGUUGAUAGUUUACCCGUUCGAUCGUCAGCAAGCCAGCGUUUACUCGAACUAAGAUCUGUCAUGGACUGCCUCGAGGACUCCAUGCACAGCGCCGGUGAAAACGACCCGUCUGCUCCUCCUAGAGCUGUUGUGGAUAUGUUGAGGGCUACUCUCGAGAAGAUGUGGCCACGUUCGAGCCCCAGACUAGAAUGCUGGCAGCAGUCUCCGGAGCAGUCUCCAUCCCAACGACGACGGUCGCGGCGAGGGCGGACGCCGAUUAAACCUCUUGAUGUGAGUGGCUUAAUCGCCCACCUUAACAGCGACGAGUUCGUUAUCUGA
Perkinsus marinus ATCC 50983 is the source of this 1770-nucleotide messenger RNA. RefSeq lists its product as hypothetical. NCBI's taxonomy places the organism in Eukaryota, Perkinsozoa, Perkinsida, Perkinsidae. The transcript is spliced from 14 exons. The coding region runs from base 1 to 1770 and encodes 589 amino acids. The record is from RefSeq and is a predicted model, not a curated record.